Effrenium voratum is the source of this 1047-nucleotide messenger RNA. NCBI's taxonomy places the organism in Eukaryota, Dinophyceae, Suessiales, Symbiodiniaceae. The record is from the annotation of a GenBank genome assembly.
CCCAGAUUUCAGCCAGCCCCCUGAAGCCAAUUGCUGGCAGCCAUGCGCUCGCGCGCGCUUCGCCUUCAGGCGCUAGGCCUGCUGUUGGGGCUCGGCCUGCUCCCAGCGCCGCGAGAGGGCUUCUGCGAGACGCAGGUCCGGCGGCGCCUGCUGCUGGCGGCCCCUCUGCUGCUUGCCGCAGAUGGGAGGCCUGCGCGGGCGCAGGAAGGGCCGGAGCUCCGGCGGGCACAGUAUCGCGGCCAGGCCGGAGCGGUGCGCGAGGGCGCGGAGUGGUACCGGUUCCGCGUGGGAGACCUCGUGAGAAGGGCCUCCGGCGAGACGGCGGAGGACGGCUUGAAGGUCACCGAUGAGGCCUGCGGGGUCGGGCUUUGCAUGGCCGGCAAGGCGCUGUCGGACCUUGAGCGCACUGUGUCAGGAGGCGGGAGCCGGCAGGGCGGCCUCUCGCAAGUGGAGCGCGCGCUCAUCACGCCGAUGUUUCUGAUGGUCGGCGGCGAUGUCUGGGAUCCAGAUUCCAACUACAUCGAAGAGGGCCGGAAGAAAAUAGAUGCUUUCCAGAAGACCAUCACGGAGAUGGGCAACAUGUUGAAGGACAAGAAGGACCCGGUGGUUGCCAGCAAGCUUUACAGGCGCAGCUUAGAACAGCUGAACGCCUUCUUCGGCCUCGCGAAUGAGGCGGGCGCCGCCGGAACGCAGGAUGUCGAGUACCUUCCGCAGCUGCCGCUCAAUGACGAUGAGCUGGAAAAGAGCGAGUACUGGAUCGCCGAGCGCCAGGUCUUCGAUGAGCUGAACGACCCCGUGCGGGUCUUCUCUGAGCGGAACGCCUUCGGCUCGCGGGAGCUGCGCUACAACUUGAAGCGCUUCCCGGGCGCCACGCUGCUGCUGCGGUGAGAGUUGUCUCGCCUGGUCCGAAGGCGAAUGGUCUCCGACUCGCACGAGGUGCUCCCUGAUGAUUCGGCCACUGAAGUGCUGAAGAAUCCGGGAAAGUGUCAAAGCCAGGCACUCCUCAAUAUGGGUUCCUGUUGCUCUCCAUUUGACACGACCCCCCAA